Messenger RNA from Esox lucius (northern pike), 1252 nucleotides. RefSeq lists its product as uncharacterized. NCBI's taxonomy places the organism in Eukaryota, Metazoa, Chordata, Actinopteri, Esociformes, Esocidae. The transcript has 7 exons. The record is from RefSeq and is a predicted model, not a curated record. Gene Ontology annotation, biological process: immune response-regulating cell surface receptor signaling pathway. Gene Ontology annotation, molecular function: signaling receptor activity. Gene Ontology annotation, cellular component: plasma membrane. Bases 21 to 914 code for a protein of 297 amino acids.
UCCAUGUGUUAGAUGUCACCAUGAGGUCCAACUACCGCUGGUACCUGACCGGCCUGUCUCACUCCAUCUUGGUUGGGCUUCUCCUUCUAUUGGGCAUCUACGGACAGGAUAAUAAAUCUGACUGUUACCCAGAGCUCAGAGUACAAAGGAACACUGUCUGGAAGGCUUCACCUGGAGAUUACUUGGAGAUUAACUGCACUGUUAUUUUAUGUCCCGACUCAUCAUCAUUUAUCUUAUGGAGGAAAAUUAUUGGAUCAGAUUGGGUUCCUGUCAAGAGAACUGCUCUCAUUGAAAUCAAAUGGCAAAGAAGGAGAAAUAAUGGGACCUCAUUUCUGGUAUUCAAAAGAAUAGACGUAAAUGAUUCUGGUUUAUACCAAUGUACAUUAGAAUCCGCUGUGAGUCAUGGUAUCCAUGUUACUGUCUCAGAGAGUGUGGAAGGCACCACAGUUGUUAAUCAGAAGAAUGAAACAGGGAGUGUGGAUGGCACCACAAUGAAUAAUCAGAAGAAGGAAACAGACAUCACACCAGGUCAGAGGGACAGUUUCCUGGAGGGGCUGUGGCUUUAUGUUUACAAGUCGGCUGUGCUUGUGGUGUUUGUCAUCAUGGUUCUAACAAUAUUCAUGCUAUCGAAACAUGGAUGUAAAGGUGUCUGUCCAUCAAGACAACCAAAAAUAGAGGAACAACCAGAGAGACAGAACAUAGCUAUACCACUGACUGAGCCAGUAUCCCCACGACCAAAACCUAGUCCCCACCAAGCCCAGCAAAAGCGCCGGUCCAACUCACUGCCAGACAGUAUAUAUGAAAAAAUAACUGCCAGUGAACAUCUCACCUGUGCUGCAGCCAAUCAGGUAGCCGCCCCUGUGGAAGAUGACUGUACCGAUGGCACCAGGAAGUGGUAUGAGGCCAACUUAUAAAAUCUGAUUAGGAGUUUCCUCUGCUGCACAAACCAAAAAACCCACAUGCUGCAGCAUAUCCUGUGGAUGCAGGUUUAAGUAAAGUGAAUGUGCUCUGACUGUCCACUCUAAAAAUAAAAUGUUCUUAGAGUAAUCUUUAAACUGGAAUCCCCAAUAGUUCUUCAAUAUGUACGAUUAUAGUACAAUGUACUAACCUCCUAUUUUAGACCACAGACCAUAAAUUAAAGUUCUGGUCUGGCAAACAUUUCUGUAUUGAUUUUGAUGUACACUGUAAACCCUAAUGUAUUGCUCACUCAAAUGUUUCUACUAAAGGUAACUCAAAGUUAGAGAAAUGUUCC